Eruca vesicaria subsp. sativa (arugula) is the source of this 1209-nucleotide messenger RNA. Lineage: Eukaryota; Viridiplantae; Streptophyta; Magnoliopsida; Brassicales; Brassicaceae. The record is from the annotation of a GenBank genome assembly.
CUUUUUUUGGUCCAAUAAAAAAAACCGCCAUGGAAUCCAAAGGAGCAGCUCAAUGGAGCUCAAUUAUAGUACCUUCUGUUCAAGAGAUGGUUAAGGAGAAGAUGGUCACGACAGUUCCUUCCAGGUAUGUUCGGCCUGAUCAAGACAAGACUGAAGUCACCGAUGGUUCUGGUCUAAAUACCGAGAUCCCAAUCAUUGACAUGAAGCGGUUAUGUUCUUCAACCACCAUGGACUCUGAGGGUGAGAAACUCGACUUUGCUUGCAAAAACUGGGGUUUUUUUCAGCUUGUAAAUCACGGAAUAGACCCAAGUUUCUUAGACAAAGUAAAGUUGGAGAUUCAAGGCUUCUUCAAUCUUCCCAUGGAAGAAAAGAAGAAGUUAUGGCAAAAACCAAAUGAAAUAGAAGGUUUCGGACAAGCUUUUGUGGUUUCAGAAGAUCAGAAGCUCGAUUGGGCAGAUAUGUUCUACCAUAUAGUGCAACCUAUUCAAGCGCGCAAACCUCACUUGUUCCCCAAGCUACCUCUUCCUUUUAGAGACACUCUAGAGAGGUAUUCUACUGAAGUGCAGAGCGUAGCUAAGAUCUUAAUAGCAAAAAUGGCGAGCGCCCUAGAGAUCAAACCAGAGGAAAUGUUAAAGUUGUUUGAUGAUGUUGAUUCGGUUCAAAUGAUGAGGAUGAACUACUACCCACCCUGUCCACAACCCGAUAAGGUUAUCGGUCUAUCUCCCCAUUCAGAUUCGGUUGGACUCACCAUACUGUUGCAGGUUAAUGAAGUUGAAGGUCUCCAAAUCAAGAAAGAUGGGAAAUGGGUUCCUGUUAAACCUCUCCCAAAUGCUUUCAUUGUCAACGUUGGAGACGUCAUAGAGAUCAUAACAAAUGGAACAUAUCGAAGCAUCGAGCAUCGAGGAGUUGUGAAUUCAGAGAAAGAGAGGCUAUCUAUUGCGACGUUUCACAACCCGGGAAUGUAUAAAGAAGUUGGUCCAGCUAAGAGCCUUGUUGAAAGGCAGAAGGUUAGAAAAUUCAAAAGUCUGACCAUGAAGGAGUAUAUGGAUGGCUUGUUCUCUCGUACACUUGAUGGAAAAGCUUAUCUCGAUGCUUUGAAAAUAUAAUGAAAGUAAUGCCUUGCGUCCUAAGAAACUAUGUCAUUUUCUUGAUUGCUGAAAUAAACAAAUCUUAUAUGAACUGAUAAUUAGAAUGCUUCUAAGUAUUGCU